Acanthamoeba castellanii str. Neff is the source of this 255-nucleotide messenger RNA. RefSeq names its product cupin domain containing protein. The transcript has 3 exons. The record is from RefSeq and is a predicted model, not a curated record. Bases 1 to 255 code for a protein of 84 amino acids. Lineage: Eukaryota; Discosea; Longamoebia; Acanthamoebidae.
AUGCGCAAGAAGCUGGAGGCUGAAGGCUACUCGGUGUCCCAAUACACGUACCCUCCAGGCACCUACUUCGCUCCACACACGCAUAAGGUGGAGAAGAAGGACGCGGUGGUGUCUGGUCGCUUCAAGAUGACCAUGUUUGGCAACACAUUCGUGCUUGAGGCUGGGUACUGCCUGCUGGUCCCCGCCGGAGCCCUCCACACCGCCGAGGUGGUGGGCGAUGAGCCUGUCGUGUCCCUGGACUCGAAAAAACACUGA